AUGUCCGAGCAUGAAAGGCAGCAGCCGAUUUUAGAGAGAUCCAGUUCAAGUGCACGUUCAAACUCAAUGCCAAAACCCUCGAAGAGCCAGCAUGCAUCUAAAACAAAGAAAUCGGGGUUUAAAGGAAUGAAUCAGAGUCAUGACAACGGUGCUUCUAAGUUAUCUCUAGCUUUUAAGGGGGCUUCUUCUGAGUAUCUUGAUCCUCAUCGGUUAGAAUCAGAGCAGGAUGUGACGAUUCUGAAAGAAUUGACGGAGAAAUUACAAGGUGAGGUUGGGUUGGAUAUCUCAUCUACUAAGAGGGAGUCUUCUUAUGAGACCUCUACUGGUGUGACUACCACGGAGAGCGAAACAUCUCGUUCUCGUGCAUCCACGUUGCGUACUAAGGAGUCUCGAACUGCUAGCAACAAUGGUACUUCUGGAGAAAUCACAAGUGAUGGACGGACUAUGAGCGAAGAAUUGAAGACGUCUGUUGGAAACUUUCAUAUUUCUGCCAAUUAUAUGAAUCAGGGAAAUAAGCGUUCCAAGAAGCAGUCUAUCGAGUCUCAAAAUGGAAAUAGCGCCAAUUUCCCCAUAUUAACUAUAGAAAUUCCCGGUGGAGAACAUGAGAUCUCAAAAUCCGAUGAGAAUAAUACUCCGGAACAGACGAAAAGGGCCUCUAAAGUCGAAGAUGUGAAGUCAUCAAAGGAUAGAGUGUCCGAGUCCAAAUCCAAACCCACAGAAAUUUCCGUAAUGGACACUUCUUUAUAUUCCGAGCCUAUCCUUCUGGAGGGAAACGAAGAGGAGGAUCUUUCGGAAGAUGAUAUCGAUCCAAAGUACGAGGAGAGAGAGGUUGAUUACAUUCCAGGUGGAUAUCAUCCUGCAUUCAUUGGAGAAAUGUACAAGGAUGGGAGAUAUGUUCUUGUAAGAAAGCUUGGAUGGGGACAUUUCUCCACUGUUUGGUUGGCCAAAGACCUUAAGAGAAAUCAUCAUGUUGCCAUGAAAAUUGUGCGAAGUGCCCGAAACUAUAGAGAAACCGCCAUUGACGAAAUCAAGCUCCUUUCAAAACUUAAUCAUACAGACCUAGAACAUCCCGGACAUGCACAUUUAGUGAAGCUUCUCGAUUAUUUUGAUCACCAAGGUGAGAACGGUACCCAUAUUUGUAUGGUUUUUGAAGUUCUUGGUGAGAAUCUGUUGAGUCUCAUAAGAAGAUACAAGCAUCGCGGUCUUCCUGUACGAUUUGUAAAGCAAAUAGCCAAGCAGAUUUUAUUAGCUUUGGAUUUUCUUCACAGAGAAUGCGGCAUCAUACAUACCGAUAUCAAGCCUGAAAAUAUCCUGCUUGAAAUAGCGGAUGUGGAAAAAUUAGUACAAUACGUGGAGGAGUCUGAAAGAGAACGUAAGAUCCUUAAGGAAAUAUCCGGUCGUUUGCUCAGUGGAGAGCCUAUGAGUGCAGGGGCUUCUGGACCACCAAUUCCUACCGGUAGAAGUCGUCAUUCCCGUCGAUCUAGUAUCAUAACGGGUUCUCAGCCACUUCCGUCUCCUCUACGUUCAAGAUCCAGCUCGUUUUUUUCCAAUGGCUCUAGUUCUAUAGGUUUUGGAAGCUCUGCAUCUGGUAAUCCGAAUUCCGGCUACUCUGGACCACGAAGUUCCAACCUCGCAGCGUUUGGAAUCCCAAGGUCUGGUGUGUUGAUUAAUAAUGUCAGUACGAGAGGUACUCCAUCCACUGCGUCACUUUCUCUUUCGGGUAUUUCUGUGCCUUCAUCGAUGUCCUGCCAAGAUGUACAGAGUUUAAUGCUAAAACGCAACAAGUCAGAUAGAGAUAUGUUUGACGCCGACCCUCCUCAGGAAGAAGAUAUCGAGGACGACGAUGUCGUUAAAGUAAAGAUAGCCGAUCUAGGAAAUGCUUGCUGGAUAUUUAAGCAUUUCACCAACGAUAUUCAAACCAGGCAAUAUCGUUCACCAGAAAUCAUUCUUGGAGCUGAUUGGGGGUGUUCUUCUGAUAUCUGGUCGGUUGGGUGUCUCCUCUUUGAGCUAUUAACAGGUGAUUACCUUUUUGAUCCGACUGAAGGCCCUAGUUUCAGUAAAAAUGACGACCACCUUGCACAGAUAAUUGAAUUGGUCGGAUUCAUUCCCAAGUAUCUGAUCCGAGAUGGAUACUACGGCCACAGGUACUUCCGCUCGGACUAUAAAACUUUACGUCAAAUUAAGAAUUUGAAGCCCUGGCCGUUAGAAAGCGUUCUUCUUGAGAAGUACAAGUUCAGCGAGACUGAUGCUCAUGAGAUUGCGGACUUUCUUUCCGGUAUGCUCAUUUCUGAUCCGAAAUUACGUAUGGAUGCUGCAGGUUUAUCAAAUCACUAUUGGUUGAACGAUUGUCAAAUCGAGGGAUAUAUUGAUCGUGAGCCGGGAACCAGAGGUGAGGAUAUUGGUGAAGGUUGGUAUAAGGAGAUCCGUAGGGCCCAUCAUCACCGCAGGGAGCAGCAACAAGAAUAA
Brettanomyces nanus is the source of this 2466-nucleotide messenger RNA. RefSeq lists its product as uncharacterized. The record is from RefSeq and is a predicted model, not a curated record. Bases 1 to 2466 code for a protein of 821 amino acids. Gene Ontology annotation, biological process: regulation of mRNA processing; protein phosphorylation; spliceosomal complex assembly. The transcript has a single exon. Gene Ontology annotation, molecular function: protein kinase activity; ATP binding. Lineage: Eukaryota; Fungi; Ascomycota; Pichiomycetes; Pichiales; Pichiaceae.